AUGGACGGCCAUCACCACAUGCCGCCGCAUGGCCAUGAAUCUUCAUCGUAUCAGAAUGGCUAUAAUCAAGUCAAUGAAUAUGGCAACCUUCUCUCAAAUGGCGGAGAUAAUGAUAACUUCGCCAACUGGGGCUUCGACGCUACCUCCCAUAUUCCAAACCAAAAUGCUCAAUCAGAUCCAUACUUGCCUUGGCAGUCGAAUGCCGGACUAGACAACUACACUCCUCAAGCCUUUACUAAGAGCCCAUCGAACCUUCAAACAACCUCCUUUGCCGGCUACGGAAAUCCACAUCAAUACUCACACUCUACAUAUGAUCCUUCGUUGGUGUCCGGUGCUACAAAUGGAUCUUUCGAAAUUGGUCCGUCUCCAUAUGGUCAACCGCAACAGAUGCAACAUGGCACUAUUGCCCCACAAGCUCUAGAGCACGAACGUGCUCACUCUGUCCGUCCAAACCAGGCUUUGGAUCCGUCAUACUCGCGUCCUGCCACCACGGAUCCUUCGAGCUAUACUAGAGUCAUUCCUCCAGCACCCGCAGCGGACCAGGCCGCACUGCAUAAUGCUAUCCCAGCCGGUACUCGCACUGGAAACUUCUGGAUGAAGGACAUCGAUCAACUCAACGAAGCAACCAACUCUAGUCAGGUGAAUUCAUUCACCCACAUCGGCAAGACCGAAUUUGAGCUUCCCAUCAACAGAGCAACUGUUGCACCAGUAGCACGCAGAAAGUCCAGAGCUGAGCUUCGCCGUCUUGCUGGGAAUGAUCCUAAGCUUCAAGAGAGAAAGCCUGCUGCAUUACCUACUGGUUCGGUUUCGGUUGGCCGAUCACAGCCUGUGAAGCAGGAGCAGUCAGAUUCUGAGUCGGAGUCAUCAGAUUAUGAUUCAGAUGAAGAUUCUGACGAGGAGCCCGAGAUAUCCCCUCUACCUGCACAGAGACCCGAUGACCCUCGCGAAGGUGUCAGAUAUGAUACUAUCAAGGCUCUUUGGGAGAGCCGUCAUACUGGCAUUGUCGCUGACAGGAUUAGAACUGGCAUGGUAGAAUUCAAUGAAGUUGUGCAAACCGUGAAGAACCGAUGGAAGGCUGAUUCUGUUGCUCUCACCGACGCAAUUGAUCGCAAGAGAAACAGUGAAUUACCUCUUCUGAGGAGCAGGGUCAAUGAUCAGCUUGAGAUGUUGAAGAUCGUACUGCAAACUGCGAUUGAUCAUGGAAAUAGGGACAUCAUGGCACAGCUUGGCCAACAUGCUCAGAUUAUGGCCUCUUUUGCGCAGUUCUUGAUUGAUCGAAUCAAGAAAAACGACUACGACGGACCUCUGACGCGCCUAAUCCUCGAGGUACUUGUGCGCUGCGACACCUUCCCCGCAAGAACCUACGACGUGACCAAGUUGGGCAAGUGCAUCAGCAAUCUGAGCAAGAACGGCAACAAGGAAACUCAUGAUCUCUGUGAACGUAUAAAGGGCAAUGUCACAGGCGGCGCAGAGAGCCAAGCGAGCACUGAACAGCAGUCAGGCGUCAAAUCGCCUCCAAGCAACAGACCCACUCCUGAGCCCAUUGCUGGUGUCAAGCGUGCUGCUCCUGGCAGUGCAUCUUCCGAUCAGGCUUCGAAGAGAAUGCUUGUGACACCUACGACCGGCAAUGCAGCUGCUAAGCCGUCCACUCUCAAGCGUGCGCUUCCCGUUGGCAGUAACUCGAAACCCGCUGCUGCUGUUGGUGCUGCUGCAAAGGCCGCCGUCGGCGCUGCUGUCAAAGCGAAACCUGCUGUCACCAAGUCAGUCACCUCUGCCUCUACGGGCGCAGGCGUUAAGAAGGCAAUUGCCAAGACCACGACACCCUCUGUGGUGGCCGCUGCCAUCAAAUCGAUCGAGAAGAAGGCAGCUCCUGCAGCACCCGCCAAGCCUGCUUUCUCCUUUGCAGAGACAAUGGCAAACCUGAACAAAAGCAAGGAGAAGGAACCCAGUCCCUCGAAGACCGAGGAGAAACAGGCGCCUGAAACGCAAGAGGAGAGGGCAAAGCGCCUACGCAAAGAGGAAAGACGCAAGCUUCGCGUCACUUUCAAACCUGAUAGUCAGCUUGUCGAAACCCGUAUCUUCCAUCACGACGCUGAGGAGGAACUUGGCCAUGACGCGAGCAUGAUUCGCGAUGUCAGCGAUGUUGGUGGUGAGGGCCGGAUGUUCAAGCAGCACAAGGACAUGAUGGACAUUGAUGAAGACGACGAUACUGCUACGGGCGAAGAGAACCUUGGAGAAUAUGUCACGCCGACGUUGACUGAUUUCAGCUCCGUCGAUGUCGAAGAGCGAAAGAGGAACUACAGUCGCUACGCUGGUGGCGAUCUCCAGCCGGAGUCUGCAGAGCGUGUUAAACGUGAGCAGUAUGAGGCUAGCACCUUGAUGGUCUUCUACACAGAUCCAAGUGAUAUUCCACCCAGCCCACGUGAGCCAGCAGAGCCUUACAAUGGCGAAGAGGUCAGCACAAAAGCUUUCGGCGCUGUGGGCACUCAAGAGCCACUUGCUACGAGAAUUGCAAAGCUUGCUGGACCCGUUCAACCUGCGCAGACCCAGCAACCAAGUGCUGGCCCUGACAUUUCUGCGAUCUUGGCCAUGAUUAAUCCACAAGGUCAAGCUCCUCAGCCCGCCCAACCUGCUCAGCCCGUUUCAGCUCCUCCAUCGAUCUCAGCACCAAGCCAGAAUCAAGAUCAAAUGGCAGAGAUCCAGCGCAUUCUGGCAUCUAUACCACAGGCGCCAUCUCAACAGCAGCAGUCUCAGCCUAUGCAUGUUCAGCAGCCCAUCCAGCAGCCUGCACAGCCCAACAUGGCUCCUGAUCUUGCUGGCAUCUUUGCCAAUUUGAACCCUCAGACUCAAGCGCCAAACAUGUUCAAUCCUGGACAGCAGCCUAUGAUGGAUCCAUCCCCAGCUGCCUUUGCAGCCCUGUUCUCACAGCUCAACCCAGGCCAAAAUGGUGGACCGGGAGCUAACUUCAACCAGUUCCCCUUUCCUGGAUUCCCUAUGCCCAACAUGGGUCAAUUUCCGGGACAGCAGCAGAACCAGCAACCUCCGUACGAGAACGAAGAGCGUCGUCGCUGGCGUGAAGGCGGCGGAGAUAACAACAACGACCACAUGCGCCGCGGUAAGCCUGGAAAGAAGGGAGGCACAUUCACCGACAAGCGCUUCACGGUGCCAUGCAAGUACUUCAAAAAGGGACAAUGCCAGAAAGGAGAUACUUGCACAUAUCGACACGAAUAUUGA
This is a messenger RNA of Aureobasidium melanogenum CBS 110374, 3234 nucleotides long. RefSeq lists its product as uncharacterized. Lineage: Eukaryota; Fungi; Ascomycota; Dothideomycetes; Dothideales; Saccotheciaceae. Gene Ontology annotation, molecular function: metal ion binding. The coding region runs from base 1 to 3234 and encodes 1077 amino acids. The record is from RefSeq and is a predicted model, not a curated record. The transcript is spliced from 8 exons.